This is a messenger RNA of Gadus chalcogrammus (walleye pollock), 5279 nucleotides long. Its product is annotated as cadherin-2-like. The record is from RefSeq and is a predicted model, not a curated record. Gene Ontology annotation, cellular component: catenin complex; adherens junction; cytoplasm. NCBI's taxonomy places the organism in Eukaryota, Metazoa, Chordata, Actinopteri, Gadiformes, Gadidae. Gene Ontology annotation, biological process: homophilic cell-cell adhesion; synapse assembly; adherens junction organization. Gene Ontology annotation, molecular function: cadherin binding; calcium ion binding. The transcript is spliced from 21 exons. The coding region runs from base 253 to 3717 and encodes 1154 amino acids.
GAAAUGAGUAACACGACCGGUAGGGAGAGACAGUGAGAUCGCCUGGUGGCUUUUGUGCUCGGUCUCGGGCUGCAUGGGAGGGAGCAGCAGCAGCCUCAGUACCAGCCGUAGCCCGUACCAGGCGGUGAUCUCAGAACUGAGCGGAAAGUGGAUCGGGGAGGCUGCUACAUGCUGCCGCCUUUGUCGUAAGACGAGACUGUGUAAUAGACGGAUAUUUACCACCGAUUUCGAGGGACAAUACACGCGAUAUCCAUGUACUUAAUCGAGGGACGGGGUCUGCUUCUGCUGGGGCUCUUCGCCGGACUGCAGAUCGCAGCAGAGUGCAGGAGCACCCCUGUGUGCCGGCCGGGGUUCGCCGAAGAUGUGUACCAUGCAGUGUUACCCCAUAUCGCAGAGAAAGGGGAGCCCCUUUUCACCGUGAUUUUCGAGGAUUGCGGCGGUGACGAUGCAGUUACCUUGGAGAGCAGCCGGCCGAACGACUUCCGGAUAGAGGCGGACGGCGUGAUCUACGCCGCCAGACGCCUCCGGAUCGCCGAGCAUCGCCCGGCGCCGCUCGUGAUCACGGCCAGCCGCGCCGCCAACGACCAGCGCUGGGAGAGCAAGAUCCAGCUGACGCCUCGCACGCAGCAGAUCCAGAAAGCGGCUGACCCUCAAGACGCGUCGCAGGGCUUGGAGGAAGCGGUGCUCCCCUCGCAGAAUGCUGACACCCCAUACAAACGCACAAAGAGAAGCUGGGUCUUGCCACCAUUCCACAUCCUGGAGAACAUGCGAGGGCCGUACCCCAAGGCGAUUGGCAUGAUCCGAUCAGACGGCGAUAGCCAGAGCUCCCUGAAGUACAGCGUGACGGGUCCCGGCGCCGACCAGGCGCCCGUCGGCGCCUUCAUCGUCGACUCCAUCUCCGGCAUGCUAUUUGUCGUCCGGCCCCUGGACAGAGAGCAAACCGCAGCCUACCACCUUAGGGCACACGUAGAGGACCUGAACGGACGCCCAACGGAGGACCCCAUUGACAUCUUCAUCAACGUGUCGGACAUGAACGACAACAAGCCACAAUUCAAACAUCAGAUCUGGAACGGCACUGUCUCCAAGGCAUCCAGGCCUGGCACAUUUGUUAUGACCGUACUCGCGCACGACCGUGAUGACCCAAAGACGGACAACACACUGCUGCGUUACAAGAUCCAGUCCCAGAGUCCCCCCAGUCCGUCAGACAUGUUCACCAUCCACACCCUGACGGGAAACAUCACGCUCGCCGGAGACGUUGGCCUAGAGGGAGUGCCGCAGUACACGCUGAUCAUCGAGGUCGCGGACAUGGGGGGCGACGGCCUCGCCAACACGGCCACCGCAAUCAUCCGGGUCGUUGGGGACACCGGGAAGCCAGCAAACAUGGCCGCUGACCCUCCAGGCGAGUCCCGGGGCCUGAUGGAAAUCGUGUUCCCCCGGCGGAACGCAGACAGCCCGCUCAAACGCAUGAAGAGAGACUGGGUCAUCCCCCCAAUCAACGUGGCAGAGAACUCGCGCGGUCCAUUCCCGCAGGAGCUUGUCCGGAUCCGAUCGGACAACGACAAGAGCCGCUCCCUGAGGUACAGUGUGACGGGCCCUGGCGCCGACCAGCCCCCGACAAGUAUCUUCAUCAUCAACCCCAUCUCUGGAGAGCUGUCGGUCACCAAGCCACUGGACAGAGAGCACAUCCACAACUUCCACCUGAGGGCCCAUGCGGUGGACCUGAACGGGAACCAGGUGGAGAACCCCAUCGACAUCAUCAUCAACGUCAUCGACAUGAACGACAACCGGCCCGAGUUUGAGCACCAGCUGUGGAACGGCUCCGUAUCCGAGGGGUCCAAGCCCGGCACGUUUGUCAUGACCGUCACCUCGGUGGACAAGGACGACAACAAGACGGCCAACGGAAUGCUGCGCUACAAGAUCCUCUCCCAGAAUCCUGAGAGCCCGUCCUCCAACAUGUUCACCAUCAACAACAAGACGGGGGGCAUCAUCACAGUGGCAGCCGGUCUUGACCGAGAGAAAGUGCCGCAGUACACGCUGAUCAUCCAAGCCACAGACAUGGAGGGCAAUCCCAUGUACGGCCUCUCCAACACGGCCACCGCCCUCAUCAGGGUCACGGACAUCAACGACAACCCUCCGGAGUUCACCGCCGAGACGUUCUUCGGCGAGGUGCCAGAAAACCGCGUGAACGUCAUCGUGGCCAACCUGACGGUGACUGACAAGGACCAGCCCAACACGCCCGCCUGGAACGCCGUUUACAAAAUCACCGGGGGCGACAGCACCGGCAGGUUCUCCGUGCCCACCGAUCCCACCACUAACGAGGGCCUGGUUACCGUCGUCAAGCCCAUCGACUAUGAGACCAGCAGGACGUACGUGCUGACUGUGGUGGCCACCAACGAGAUCGCGCUGGCCCGCGGCAUCCACUCGCCACGCCAGUCCACCGCCACGGUGUCCAUCCGGGUGACGGACGUCAACGAGAGCCCCUACUUCGAACCCAACCCCAAGGUGUACCGGGUGGAAGAGGGCCAGUCGCCCGAGACCCCGCUGACCACCUUCACCGCCAUCGACCCCGACCGCUUCAUGCAGCAGAGAAUCAGGUACUCCAAACUCCAUGACCCCGCCCACUGGCUCCGGAUCGACACCAACACAGGCCGCAUCACCACGAUGGCAGUCCUGGACCGCGAGUCGUCCUUCGUGAAGAACAGCAUGUACAACGCCACGUUCCUCGCCACCGACGACGGCUCGCCGCCAACCAGCGGCACGGGCACCCUCCAGAUCUUCCUGCAGGACAUCAACGACAACGCGCCGCGCGUGUUCCCCCAGGAGACGGAGGUGUGCGAGAAGCCGGAGCCCAACGCCAUCAACAUCACGGCGCUGGACGGCGACCUGACCCCCAACGCGGGGCCGUUCGUCUUCGAGCUGGCCCACAGACCCGCCGACGUCCGGAGGAACUGGACCAUCACCAGGAUCAGCGGCGACUACGCCCAGAUGAGCCUGAAGAUUGGCUUCCUGGAGCGCGGCAUCUACGAGAUCCCCAUCAUCGUCACAGACUCGGGCAACCUGCCCAUGUCCAACACGUCCUACCUGCGGGUCAAGGUGUGCCAGUGUGACAUGAACGGGGCCUGCACCGACCACAAGCCCAUCAUCGGCGCCGGCAUGGGCACCGGCGCCAUCAUCGCCAUCCUCCUCUGCAUCAUCAUCCUCCUCAUCCUGGUGCUGCUGUUCGUAGUGUGGAUGAAGCGUCGCGACAAGGAGAGGCAGGCCAAGCAGCUGCUGAUCGACCCCGAGGACGACGUCAGGGACAACAUCCUGAAGUACGACGAGGAGGGCGGCGGAGAGGAGGACCAGGACUACGACCUGAGCCAGCUGCAGCAGCCCGACACAAUAGAACCCGACGCCAUCAAGCCCGUGGGGGUCCGGAGGAUGGACGAGAGGCCCCUCCACCCCGAGCCCCAGUACCCCAUGAGGUCGGCCGCGCCCCACCCUGGAGACAUCGGAGACUUCAUCAAUGAGGGCCUGAAGGCCGCAGACAACGACCCCACAGCCCCGCCCUACGACUCCCUCCUGGUGUUCGACUACGAGGGCAGCGGCUCCACCGCCGGCUCCCUGAGCUCCCUGAACUCGUCCAGCAGCGGGGGCGACCAGGACUACGACUACCUCAACGACUGGGGCCCGCGCUUCAGGAAACUGGCCGACAUGUACGGGGGCUGCGACGACUAGGAGCGAGGAAGGGGACGCACGGCGACGACGACGACGACGACAGCUUCGUUAACGAGACGAGUAAAAAAAAAAAACGAGAAGACGACGAAUACAACGGAAGAUUAAAAAAAGAAAAACCCACGACAAAAAAGAAGGAUUUUUUUUUUCUUUUCUUUUUUUUCCUCCCCUCCCGAACCACCGCCAGCCGCCGCCGCCAACAGCGCCACCUCGUGGACAGACGCCGAUAUCGCCGAUAUCCCUCGACUCACCGAUUUGGAACGGACCUCCGAUAAGUGAACGCGACAGAAAUUUGAUAAAACAUCAUUCCGAAGUAUUUUCCAUAAAAAAAAAAAGAAAUGACGCAAAAGAAGAUGACCCAACCGACCUAGGCUAAUUGUUGUUGUCUACGCAUUAACAUAUGCUUGUGGAGGGCGCGGGCACAGGUUCUGGUGGCCAUGUUUCUUGCAGAGGGGAGAGAACGUUGGUGGACAGUCGCCGAUUUUUGGAUUGUUGGUGUUGAACGCGCUCAGUUACACUUGAAUUUCACAGUACAGAAGCACUGGGAUAUAACGUGCCUUUUUGUACAUUGUUUUGGAUCUGAAUGAUUAGUUUUAUGUUCCAACGCUUUAAUGGUACUGACUUUUUUGGAGUGAUCUCAAAACAUGAAGUAUGUUUAAACUAUGGUAUGCUUCUCCAUGCUCCCAACCUCUCCUUCCCCCCAUCCUCCCUGGCCGCCCGACACCCCCUGGGUUGUUAGAUAUGAUUAUUUAAGAUAUGACAUGAAGGAUCCUUUGUUAGCCCAAUUGGGAGCAACGAUUUAAAGCAGCACUGUACAGUACGCUAGACUUCUAGACUUUUUCACUAAAAAACAUUUAAACUUAUGCAGCUGGUUGCAGAUAAAGGGAGUUAUGAAUCAUACUUUUGUAGCAGAAUAUUUUUUUUCCUUUAUUUCUGAAGUGGUGUAGUAUAAAAAAAAAACUGUUUUUGGUCUAAUCCAUGUACACUUCAUUUGCCUUAGUCAUCUGAUAUUUUGAAAUCUUCACUGUAAAAAGAUGUGUGUACAUAUGUUUUUUUCUUUUUCUUUUUUGUUUUGAUGUAGUAUACGAAGUGCAAAAGGUUCCAAACAUAUAAAUGUAUAAUUUGGACAACAAAAUGAACAGAGUUUUUUGCAUGUUUUUAUCUUUUCACAGCAGAACUGAAAAAAAAAUGUUGUUUCCAAAAUUUAUUUACAAAGUGGAAAGAAAUAAAAAAUCGGGUUACAAUAAAUGUGUAGAAGUUAAGAGUUUUUUGUAUAAAAUAAAGAAAUAAAAACCAUUAAGACAAAAAAGGAAAAGGAAAAAAUGGUGAUCUUCUCAGCACAACUGUUUGAUUUGUACCAAAAAAAGGAGGUUGGUGGCGACAGUGUGGUAUGACGUAGUCACGAUGGAACCAAUCAGCUUUAAGACUGGGAAAAGGUUUUUCAACUCGAGACCUUGAGAAUUAUCAUAUGUAAUGGAAUACAAAUUAUACAUCUCUGACCCCAACCAUCCAAAUAAAAUGCUAAUUUUGGAGCGAAAACUGCCUUUUUAAUUGUUUUUCUUUCU